AUGGAGAAACCCUUGCAGCUGAUUUAUAACAAGGAUGGGGAGCUGCAGCUUAACCCAGAGGCUCUGAAGGUCCUGCGGUCUAUUGAGGAUCCAAUGGUUGUUGUGGCUGUUGUUGGUGCUGCUCGCACAGGGAAGUCCUACCUCCUGAACUGUCUUGCAGGAAGCAAGAACGGAUUCUCAGUGGAUUCAUCUGUCCAGGCUCACACCAAAGGAAUCUGGAUGUUGUGUCAAUCCCUCCCUCAGAGACCCAAUGAGGUCCUCCUGUUGUUGGACACCGAGGGUUUUGGAGAUCCUGACAAGGGGGACAAACACAAUGACAAUUCCAUCUAUUCACUGGCUAUCCUUCUGAGCAGCAUCCUCAUUUACAAUGGUCAAAGAAACAUAGACCAGCAAUCCCUGCAAGACCUACAUUUUGUGACUGAACUGUCUAAACGGAUCCUGAUAAAGUCCCAGCCCGAUGACUGUAACAGUUGGCAAUAUAUCCGUUUCUUCCCUGAAUUUGUCUGGGUGAUCCGUGAUAUGACACUGGAAAUGAAGAUCGAUGGAAAAGAUAUGACUCCAAAUGAGUACCUGGAGCACAAUCUGAAACUGAAGGACAAUGACAUCAGUGAGCAGGACAAGAAAUACAAUGAACUCCGCAGAUGUAUCCGCAAUAACUUUCCCUCACAUUGCUGCUUUGCAUUUCCCAUUCCCACAUUCCAGAAGAAACUCAAGCAUCUCCAGGAAUUGGAGGACAAGGAUCUGGAUGAGGAUUUUGUUACGGAGCGGCAGAACCUCAUCAAUUACAUUCACACCCACAAGAAACUCAAGAGAGUUCUUGGAGGUCAGCAGGUCACGGGCAGGAGAUUUGUUGAAUUGACCAAGGCAUACGUGGGAAUGAUUGCGGAUGGGGUCCUACCGUGUGUGGAGGGCAGUGUUGCUAAAUUAGUGGAGGUGGAAAACCAAGCAGCAGCAGAUGAAGCCCUGAAAUUCUAUGACAUUGAAAUGAACAAAUUCUCAGAAUCUGGCUGUGUUACUAUGAGCAAACUCAUAGAGAAUCACAAAGCGAGGAGCAUAGAGGCUUUCAGUAUCUUCCACAAAAAAUCUAUGAAUGACAAGAGCUUCAAACACAUCCAACAGCUGGAGGAGAUGAUGAAUUCCACUUACAAGGCUCUCAUGGCCAAGAUCAAGGAAAAGUCAGAAGAGCAAUGUACGGCACAUCUAGCAAAAGAAAUGUCAUCAAUUAAAAAAAACCUGGCAUCUGGACAUUACCAGAGACCUGGUGGUUUCCAGGAGCUGAAGGCAGAACUCGAUAAGGCCAUCAAGCAUUAUGAAGAGAAGACCAAGAAUGAGAUGGAGGGGUUGACUGUCCUCACCCACUUCCUGGAAGACUUAAAACCUCAUUUACAGCAGGUGCAGAAGAUGGACAGCAAGAUGACGGAGAACUAUUCCGCUUUGGAAGAGGAACACUCAAGGGUGAAAAGUGAGAUGGAGAAGAUGGAGCAGGAGAGGAAGGCGGCUGAGAAACACAGAAAGGAGGAGAUCCUGGAGCAGAUCAGGAAAAAGUUUGAGGAGGGUAAAGAGUGCAGUAUGGAGGAGCUGAAGGAAGCCAUGGAGCAUACGAGGAGUGAGAUUGAGAAAUACGGAGCUGAGGGCAGGAUGGAGGAUGCAGAAAGGGCUUGGCAGAUGUAUGACGACCUGGUGAAGAAAUAUGAAGUGACAUCAAAAUGGAGUUUCAUGAAGUUCUUAAGGGAGCAUGCUGCUGAUUUCAGGCUGUGGAUGGAAAUCACAGGCUAA
Messenger RNA from Hypanus sabinus (Atlantic stingray), 1776 nucleotides. RefSeq names its product guanylate-binding protein 1-like. The record is from RefSeq and is a predicted model, not a curated record. NCBI's taxonomy places the organism in Eukaryota, Metazoa, Chordata, Chondrichthyes, Myliobatiformes, Dasyatidae. Bases 1 to 1776 code for a protein of 591 amino acids. The transcript has 9 exons. Gene Ontology annotation, molecular function: GTP binding; GTPase activity.